Messenger RNA from Neocloeon triangulifer, 1486 nucleotides. Its product is annotated as alpha-1,4-N-acetylglucosaminyltransferase-like. The transcript has 2 exons. Lineage: Eukaryota; Metazoa; Arthropoda; Insecta; Ephemeroptera; Baetidae. The coding region runs from base 81 to 1139 and encodes 352 amino acids. Gene Ontology annotation, molecular function: hexosyltransferase activity. Gene Ontology annotation, biological process: glycosphingolipid biosynthetic process. The record is from RefSeq and is a predicted model, not a curated record.
GUUGAGCUGGCAGAUUUACGAUUGAAAACGCAGCGAAAAUUGUUAAUUAUUUGAUACAAAGAGGUCAGAAUUUCAUCCCAAUGUGGAGUUGGAACAGGAAAUGGUUAUUUACAGCUUUGAUCUUUCUAUUCUUUGCAACGUGUUCGCUAUUAUUUGCAAGUCUAAUUUCAAAAGGAAACUGCCCAGAAAUUAAGGAUGAAGCGCAAGAAGAAUAUUUGGCUGUAUCAGAUCUGACGCCCUUUUUGGACAACCCGCUUGAUUUCGAUCAGCUCUUCGGAAAAAAAUUUGUGUUUUUCCUCGAGUCGUCCGGCCGCGGCCAACUGGACGCCAGAGACGUUUGUUCCAUUGAAGCCGCAACCUCUUUGAACCCCAAAGUCAAUUUUAUUCUAAUAUUUUCCAACGAGGUGCAGAAAAUCAACUCGACAAGAAAUCCAGCUCUCAAGAAACUUUUAUCCAAAGCACGGAAUUUAAUCCUCGCCACAGUGAAAAAUAUUGAGGUUGUGAAAGGGACUCCGCUGGAGGCGACUUCAACCAACAAAUUUUUAGAAACGAAAUUUCCGGUUGAGCACCUGAGCGAUUUCCUGCGUUUGGGCCUUCUUUGGAAACUGGGCGGCGUCUACAUGGACCUGGAUUUGCUCACUUUUAGAAACAUCGACGAAAUUUUAAGUCUGAAAAACUUCCUCGCCGCCGACACCAAAGACAAAAUCAACAGUUGCAUGAUGGGAUUCCAGCGAAACCACCCUUUUCUGAAGAGCAUCAUGGACAUGGUCAACAAAAGCUACAACCCCCAGGUCUACUCGACGGUGCCCAGGAGCCUGAACUUGGCCACGGUUGAUACAUUUGGAAUGAAAGUGGAAGAGGCCAUCAAUAAAGGUCGCGUCAAGGACGUGCAUUUUUUAAACUACACCGUCAUCAGCCCCAUAACCUACGAAAACUAUUUCACGCUCUAUGACGAAAUGAAAGGCGUUUUGACCGAAUUCAUGUUUAAGAACAGUUUCGGGGUCCAUUUGUGGCACAGCUUGGGCUCUAAAAUAAAGCUCAAAAGAACUUCUACGGCGGCGUAUGCAGUUGUUGCUAGAAAAUUGUGUCCACGGUCUUUUGAAAUAGCAGGUGAGAGUUUUUUUAAUGUAAUAAUAUAAUAUUUAAUUUGUUAUGAGCAAUUCAGAAUAAAUUUUUUAUCUUAAAUAUCUUCAAAUAAAAAGUUCAUACAUUUUGAGAUUUAAAAGUAAUUUUUAUUUACAAGAUUAAAACCUGCAUAUUUAAAGAGCAUACAUGUGCACAAAAUUAUAGAAGAAAGGAAAAGAGGAAAAAUAAAGUCUUAAAAAAAGUGAAAACACAAUUUUUUUUCAAUAAAGUAAUUUUAAUUUUAUUUAUUUGAUCCUUUAUUAUAAAAAAAUCUGCGACCUGCUCAUGAACUGGUAUACAGAAAAAAAUAUUAUAAAAUGUGAUUAAUCAAUAACUUUUCUACAUUCAAUUAUUUCACGUU